AUGGUUGGAAGGAGAGGAAAAGAAUGGAGUCUUAAUAGAAUAUUGGGAAAUGAAGGAAUUAUAAAGGAGAUUUACAGAUUAAGGAAAACAUUAUGCCGCAAGGGGGGCAUUAAGAAGGAGGUGGUCAAUGACAAGCUGUUCUGUAAUGGGGAGAGGAACUUAAGUUUGGACCAAGAAGAACCAGAUCCGCAGCAGAGAGAGAAGGAAAAAGGCCAGGACCCGAAAGAAAUAGAACUUGUGCAGAUUAAAGAGUGCAUGGAUGAAAUAGAAAUUCAGGAGAUGAACAACAAUAAAGAAGGACCAGAAUCUUUCCAUGUUAAUGAGGAACAUGAGGAAUCAGAGCCUAGGCAGAUAACAGAUGAAAAGAAGGAUUUUGAACCUUGUCAUAUGGCAGAUGAACACCAGGUCCCAGAAACUAUUCAAACUAAAGAGGAAGAGAUCGAUGUCAGUCUGGAGAAAGACCAACUUGGGCUGGACCAGCAAAGUGAUACAUUUACAGUCAAUCCUCCUUAUGAAGAAAGAGACCACAGUGAACCAAAUCCAAAUGGAAAUGUUGUCAUCCAGAUUGCCUCUGAACUCGAGAACCAAAAGCUGCAAAGUAGAUACAAUUGUGACUAUGAAGAAAGUAAAGAGGAAGAGUUGAAGGAAAUUGAGAGGUGCCCUGAAACCACAAGUCAAGGUGACAAUGUACGCAGUUCAAAAGCAGUUGGUCACAUGCGAAUUCACACAGGUGAGAAGCCGUACUCUUGUUUGACUUGUGAAAAAAGGUUUUCCCAUAAAGGCAGUUUACCCAGGCACAUGAGAACUCACUCUCGUAAAAAGCCUAUAUCGUGUAAGAUCUGUGGAAAAAGUUUCAAAUGUGAAAGAGGUGUAUCUUAUCAUAUGACGGUUCACACAGGUGAAAGGCCUUUCUCAUGUGGCACCUGUGGAAAACUGUUUAGCCACCGUAGUAAUUUGACUAAUCACUCAAUAACUCACACAGGAGAGAAGCCUUUCCACUGUAUGUUCUGUGAAAAGCCUUUUGCUAUGAAAUCUCACUUGACUGCCCAUAUGUACAAAGACAAGGGUAGGAAGCGUCACUCAUGUGUUGCUUGUGGAGAAGAAUUCUUAUGUCGAGGAAUUUUAUCCAAGCAUAUGAAGACUCAUGGACAAGAAAAGCUUUUCUUAUGUUUGACCUGUGGGAAACGUUUCACCAGCAGAUCAAAUUUAGUUCAGCAUAAGAAAAUUCACACAGGUGAGAGGCGUUUCUAAUGUAUGAUCUGUGGAUUGACUUUCCGUCAAUCACACGCUGGUGAGAUGUAAUCAAGUGAAUGUUAUUGAUUCUUUUUCUCAGAUUGAAGAGUGCAAGAUAACUUUUAAGAAAUGUAUUUAAAAAAUGUUGUUACUGAGAUUACCUAGAAUAAUUGAGGGAUGAAGAAGGAAAUGAAGGAAUAACCAACGGAGUCAAGUAAGAGAGGAAGGAAGGUGACAGGGAAGGACUGAGUUGCAUGAAGGAAAGAAAAAAAAAGACAUCAGGUAGGAAGGGAAAGUAACGAUGGUAUGACAUAAGGAAAUAAGGACUCAAAGAAAAGUGGGAUGCUGAAUGGAAUGUUGAAAUUAACUAUAUUAAAGCCUAUUGCUCAUUGAGCCCUUGAAUUGGUUUUCAAUACAUUUUGAAUUCUAAGAAAGAGAAAAAAAAAAUCUUUGUUCUGUUGACAAAUGUGGUAAAGAUGGCUCUGUAAACAAGUUUGUACCUCAGAUAUGUUUUCAUUUGAGUAGUUGUGUUAGAACUCUAAAUAAACGACAUUAAAAUGACCAUCGGUUGUGUAUGAGGAAUUUUCUUUUUUUUCAGUGAUUAAUUGAUAAAGUUUGUU
Cyprinodon variegatus (sheepshead minnow) is the source of this 1853-nucleotide messenger RNA. Its product is annotated as gastrula zinc finger protein XlCGF52.1-like. The coding region runs from base 1 to 1251 and encodes 416 amino acids. The record is from RefSeq and is a predicted model, not a curated record. NCBI's taxonomy places the organism in Eukaryota, Metazoa, Chordata, Actinopteri, Cyprinodontiformes, Cyprinodontidae. The transcript has a single exon.